AUGGAAACUGCAGCGCCAGCGAAGCGACAAUGGAAGGGCCGCACCGACGAGCAGAAAGCCGAGCGAGCCCGAAAGCGCCAGCAACAAAAGACUAGCAAGAAGCCAACAAAAGUGCAACGCGUGUUCACCAAACUUGAAGAAUGGAAGCCAGAAGAUUUGGGAUUCAAAGUCGGCAUCAAAGAAAUCGAGUUUGGACCAGACUUCGUGGUGCAAGAGUAG
Messenger RNA from Alternaria viburni, 219 nucleotides. RefSeq lists its product as uncharacterized. The transcript has 2 exons. NCBI's taxonomy places the organism in Eukaryota, Fungi, Ascomycota, Dothideomycetes, Pleosporales, Pleosporaceae. The record is from RefSeq and is a predicted model, not a curated record. The coding region runs from base 1 to 219 and encodes 72 amino acids.